This is a messenger RNA of Fonsecaea erecta, 852 nucleotides long. RefSeq lists its product as hypothetical. The transcript has a single exon. Bases 1 to 852 code for a protein of 283 amino acids. NCBI's taxonomy places the organism in Eukaryota, Fungi, Ascomycota, Eurotiomycetes, Chaetothyriales, Herpotrichiellaceae. The record is from RefSeq and is a predicted model, not a curated record.
AUGGCGAAAGCGGACUCGACGAAAGAACAGAUUCAAACGGUCCCGAAGCAGACAGUAUCCACGACGACGCUCAACAUUACCGAUUUGGAGUCGCAAAUGGAAGCCUUGGGCGUUUCGUGCUGGGACUUUGCUUACCCGACCGGCAGAUGCUCGCUUCCUCCCGUCAAGAACUGCUGCUUCACCUCGGAACCAAAGUGUUCUUCUCGGAAAGCGAGAGUGGAGCAUAAAUCAAAGCACCAAGAGCGUCUUGUCGCCGGUGGUGCCACUACAGAGACGGUGCUGUCAGCACUGCAGGCAGACCCAGCAGACGAUCGCCAAUGUUCGACGACCACGAAGUCGCGAUCGCAGCACCACCACCACCAUAGCAGCAAAGGCCACAAGAACUCUAGCAAGCACCAACACCGCAGCAGCAACCCGGAACUACGAACCUACCUCCUCUCCUGCCCGACGGUAGCCUCGAUUAUCUACCCGCAGACAUACACGACCAUCUCCACCCUGCUGCUGACGCCACAAACACAACUCGUCCUCCUGGUCCCACAAUCCAACAUCGUGUGCCCCAAGGUCUGCGAGCUGAUGCGCCUGCCACGCGCGGGGAGCAGCGGGAUCCGCAUCCUGCCCGUGCCGGCGGAGAUCGAGAUGCGCGCCAUCUGCGACGAGGAGAGCGCGAAUGGGAGCAGCUUGCCCGUCUCCAUCGCCGACGUGCUGGCCGUCGAGGAGGUCGUUACCAAGAUCGUCAAGAAUACCCCGGCCAAAGCAUUCGACGGGUAUAUCGCGUUCGAGGACGAUCGGGCCGCGUGGACAUUUCUGGACCGUGUCGGAAAGGGCGUCAAGAGUGCAUCGAGGAAGGCCUGA